Molecule: messenger RNA, 1706 nt
Organism: Pelodiscus sinensis (Chinese soft-shelled turtle)
Lineage: Eukaryota; Metazoa; Chordata; Testudines; Trionychidae
Gene: WDR83
Product: WD repeat domain 83
Biological process (GO): mRNA splicing, via spliceosome
Cellular component (GO): catalytic step 2 spliceosome
Molecular function (GO): protein binding
Source: RefSeq, a predicted model, not a curated record
GGGAGGAAGCAAGAGGGGCCAUAGGGGCGGGGGAAGCUCUGGGAUGAUUGAGGCCGUAAUAGGCUGUAGGGGUUGGAAGGACCUGGGGUGGCUAUAGGGGGCUCUAUAGGUGCCAGGCUGGGGAGAGGCCAGAGGGGGUUGAAGGACAGUGGGCACCGUUCUAUAGGGGGUGGCUCUAGGAGACUGGAAAUGUGUGAAGCCCCUUAUGGCUCCCUGGGUCUUCAGAGGGUGACCUCUGGCCGCCCUGCAAACCUAGCCAGGCCCUAAAUAUAAAGGGGGUUGGAUUUCCCCUUUGGCCCUGCCUCCUGUGGCAGCAACAGCCACAAAAUCACCUUCCGGUUGUUUCCUAAGCCAGGACGGAACCGUCUGCUUCCCCGAGCGAGUGAGUCCUGCUCCCAGGGAGACACCUGUAAGGCCGGAGUCUGGUCCCAGCCGCUUGGGUCCCGUUAUGGCGUUUCCUGAACCGAAGCCCCAGAAGACAGAGCUGCCAAAGAAGCUGGUGCAGACUCUGGAGUGCAAACAGGGAGCAGUCAGGGCAGUGCGAUUUAAUGUGGAUGGAAAUUACUGUCUCACCUGCGGCAGCGACAAGUCCUUGAAGCUGUGGAACCCCCACAAGGGGACCGUCCUGAAGACCUACAGCGGCCAUGGCUAUGAAGUGUUGGACGCAGCUGGCUCCUUCGAUAACAGCCAGCUCUGCUCCUGCGGGGCUGACAAAACGGUUGUCCUGUGGGACGUGGCCACUGGGCAGGUGAUCCGCAAGUUCCGAGGCCACGCUGGGAAGGUGAACUGUGUGCAGUUCAACGAGGAGGCCACUGUGAUCCUGUCAGGCUCCAUCGAUUCUAGCAUCCGGUGCUGGGAUUGCCGCUCACGCAGACCCGAGCCCAUCCAGAUCCUGGACGAAGCCAAGGACGGGGUGUCCAGCCUGAAAGUGUCGGACCACGAGAUCCUCUCUGGCUCUGUGGAUGGCCACGUGCGGCGCUACGACCUGCGUGCAGGGGAGCUGUGCUCGGAUUACGUUGGAAGCCCGGUCACCAGCGUGUGCUUCAGCAAGGACGGGCAGUGCACGCUGGCCGCCAGCCUGGACUCCACCCUGCGCCUGCUGGACAAGGACACCGGGGAGAUGCUGGGAGAAUACACAGGCCACAAGAACACGGCCUACAAGCUGGACUGCUGCCUGAGCGAGAAGGACACGCACGUGGGCAGCUGCUCGGAGGACGGGAAGGUGUAUUUCUGGGACCUGGUGGAGGGCUCCCUGACACUGAGCCUGCCAGUCAGCCGGGGCGUGGUCCAGUCCCUCUCCUUCCACCCCAGUGAGCCGGGCCUGCUCACUGCCACCGAGGGCCACGUGUGGUUCUGGAGGGAGGAGUCCCACGAGGCGCAGGAGCCGACGCUGGGCUGUUGAGCCAGGGCAGCUGGCCCCCAACCCAGCCAAUCACACGCGGACUCAGCUUUGGGGCAGCUGCUUUAUUGAGGCAUGGCUUGGAGUCCGGCGCAGGGAUAUUCUAGACUCUGCGGGCUGCGUGGCAGGCAGGGGUGGGAUGAGCCGGGCUUCUUGCCCUACACCACAGCUCAGACCCCAGCCAUGCAGAAGCCCAGGCCCUGCCCCAUGACCCUACAGCUCCUAUUUACAGCCGCAUGCCCCCCGUUACCACAGCCCGUGGCAGAAGGGACCAGGCACUAACAUUAAAGCCUCUCCAUGGAUGAGA